AUGAAAAAAUUCACCAAGAUCCUGCCCCGGCGCCUACAGGGCCGUGGAGAGAAUAGCUCUGGCAAGCCAAAGGGCCUGGCUGGUCCGCCACUCGAGAGCGCGCGCGACCACCACCAGCUCACCCCGCGCAAGGGCAUCCCGAUCAAGAAGCCCACCAGGACCGGCGCCAGUCGCAUCGUCGCCGGGGUACCAUCUGAUGGGAAGAAUGGUACCAUCCAGGAGCACGGAAAUGGGCCGGCUGCGGUGACUGGAAACGCGCAUGCCAACGGCAAGGAAAACGGGAAUGCACCGGCGCUGUCAGGUGCCGAGCCGGCCGUCGCUGCUGCUCCCCAUGGAAGUGCUGCUGCCCACAAAACCCAGCUCAUAUGUGAGCCUUGUGCGGCGAUUGGAUUCCCGAGACUGCUUGAUUGGAAACCUGGCGAGGCCAGACCAUGGGUGCCGCUCGCUCACACUCUCAAGGACAACUCCAACUGCCCUUACUGUACCUUUUUCCAAGCCAUGGUUGGCCAUGUCCCCGGCGCCGGCCCUGAUGGGGCGGAACCUUCCACUGCUGAUUCUCUGAAUGCCUCAGACACAGAGGCGCAUCAACUGGCCGGCACUAGCACCUUUACGCCAUACUUUCGCGUCAGACACGCCUUCGAGCGACUCGGCAUCAGCCAAAAGCAUGAGCUCGGUAGGGCCGUCCUAUUCGAAGUCACGACCAAGAAUAAGUCACUACCCCGCGGCUACAUCCUGCGCGCCGCAGACGAUGAAACUGGCGUCGACGGAUAUCUCGAGUCCUCUCGAGAAGACGGAGCGAGCAGUGAGACAGGGACACAAUCCAGCCAGCCCUCGUCACAUCUGCCGCCUUCCAACCUAUUACGAGGCCGCUCCGUGCCUGCGUCUCUCGAUCCGUCUUUGCCACGCUGCUGGAUCGACUACUGCAAAGAGAACCACGCCGACGAGCGCUGUGCUGCAAAGGUAGCUGCUCUGGGUAAAGCACCUUUAAAACUCAUUGACAUGGAGAGCCGCAAAAUCCUUCUAGCGACGGAACUAGGGGCGGAAAGGUAUGAAUACGUUACACUCAGCUACGCACUCGGAGACUCAGAGCUAGAGUCGUUUUCUGAGUCUACUACACUACCCAAACCUCUGCCGGCAUUAUUUGAAGACUCGAUUUCACUAGCCUUGUCGUUGGGAUAUCGCUAUCUAUGGAUCGAUCACUAUUGCCUACCCCCACGUGAACAUAAAAUGGAACGAAGGCAACAGCUGGAUUUAGUCGGACAAGUUUUCGCGGGCUCCGCGUUGACACUGGUCGUGGCAGCUGGGGACAGCAUCACCCACGGCAUCCCUGGCAUAAGUGUUUCCCGUGACCAGGACCAGCUUUCGCUCCAGAAUGAGAGUGGUCUAUUCACAACUUCCCUCCUGCGUCCUGAUGUUGAAGUUGCUGCCUCUCGAUGGGCACACAAUGCCUGGACGCUCCAGGAAGGUCUCCUGGCACGACGGCGCCUUGUCCUGACGCCCUCCCAGGCUUAUUUUCAGUGCGGUGCUCUUCACUGCCAUGAGAGCAUCAGCAUACCGUUGCGUCUCGCUCCAAGCUUUACACUGGGACGCAUAUUUCCCCUAGACGGCAUUGCCAGUGCCGAUAUCCGAAAUCUGAUAGGAACAUAUAUGACUCGUGAGCUUUCAAGGUCGCAGGAUCGCUUAGACGCUUUUCGUGGGCUCUCUCGAGCGUAUGCGGCAAGAGACAAAGCUCGUGUCGAUACCUUUAUGGGCUUGCCGCUUUUUGAUCCUGAUUCUUUUACCAAUCUAAAGGUUGUUAGCCAAACUGAUCGUCUGGCUAUCGCGAUGAGCUGGACGUGGUCUGGCCGAGUGGUCUCGUCGAGCCAAGAGGCAAAUAGCGAUCUGGAGCCAUGCUAUCUUGACAAGACUGCCCCCUUUCCGUCUUGGACCUGGCUGUCUUGGCGUAUCCGAGAGGGCCAGCCCAUUUCACAAAGCGGCCGUUCGUUCCACAUACCCCAGACAGCUGACCAACACCUACCCGUGGCUGAUGGCCUAUGCUCGCCUCCUCGCAUGGAGAUUUCCGUGGGUUUUGCGGAUGGCCUGUUGGUUUCGUGGGAAAUUGAUGGUGUCGCGAUUUCACGCCGUGCGGAGCCCAUCACCUUCCUUCGCAUCAAGACAUUUUGCUUUGACAUCAAAGUUACUAAAAAAGGCGACGAGUGGCAGGUGACUGAGCCUGCUGAUGUAUUGGACCAGGCAGCACGAGACACCAUCCUUUUACUGGUCCGCUCCUCCCACACCCCCGCAAACAUCGACCCCAGCGUAGCCUCGGAGAUUUCAGAUGAGGAGUUUCCGGUCACGGCCAUGCUUCUCACAGGAAGAAACUGGCGUCCCGCUGAGACGAGUCCAGAAACGAAGACGCCGGAGACUUUGGCAGAGCACUCCGUUGCCGCGCUCUUGUGCGCACCAAAAGAAUGGCAGGCAGAACAGUCGCUCGUGCGAUUGGGCAUUGUAUGCUUUGGCUCGACGGAACUGAACAUGAAGGAAUGCAAUAAUGAAGAGGAUGGCGAGGAGGCUACCCUCGAGGGCGUAGCCUCCGUCUCUGGGGGGGAGAAGAAGAGCCUCGAGACCAAGAUGCGAGAGCUUGACCUUUACUGA
Cordyceps militaris CM01 is the source of this 2634-nucleotide messenger RNA. RefSeq names its product Heterokaryon incompatibility. Bases 1 to 2634 code for a protein of 877 amino acids. The record is from RefSeq and is a predicted model, not a curated record. Lineage: Eukaryota; Fungi; Ascomycota; Sordariomycetes; Hypocreales; Cordycipitaceae. The transcript has a single exon.